Messenger RNA from Alosa alosa (allis shad), 2137 nucleotides. It is a transcript of the gene vapb, whose product is annotated as VAMP (vesicle-associated membrane protein)-associated protein B and C. NCBI's taxonomy places the organism in Eukaryota, Metazoa, Chordata, Actinopteri, Clupeiformes, Clupeidae. Gene Ontology annotation, cellular component: plasma membrane; endoplasmic reticulum membrane. The coding region runs from base 159 to 893 and encodes 244 amino acids. Gene Ontology annotation, biological process: endoplasmic reticulum membrane organization. The record is from RefSeq and is a predicted model, not a curated record. Gene Ontology annotation, molecular function: FFAT motif binding. The transcript has 6 exons.
UGACUCCGCACAGCUGUUGCUGGCUGUCCAAGUAGAGCAGUAGUGGUCGAUCCCUCUAAGCCGAAGACAGGCUAAUUUUAAUAACUAUCUUGACAGUUAUAUUCAUAAUAUCCAUAUAGUGUCCGUGUACAUCAGACAGCCUUCCGAAGCACUGGGAUAUGGCCAGGCAAGAACAGAUCCUGCUGCUAGACCCACCACAUGAGCUCAAAUUUAGAGGUCCAUUCACAGAUGUUGUCACUGCAAACCUAAAGCUUGCAAACCCCACAGACCGGAAUGUGUGUUUUAAGGUGAAGACCACUGCACCACGGCGCUACUGUGUGCGGCCAAACAGUGGUGUCAUUGAUGCUGGGACCUCCAUCAAUGUAUCUGUUAUGCUCCAGCCCUUUGAUUAUGACCCCAAUGAGAAAAGCAAACAUAAGUUCAUGGUGCAGUCAAUGAUGGCGCCUCCAGACAUGGGAGACAUGGAGGGAGUGUGGAAAGAGGCGAAACCGGAGGAGCUGAUGGACUCUAAGCUGAGAUGUAUGUUUGAAAUGCCCUCGGACAGCGAUAAGACUCAUGAAGGCGACAGCAACAAGAUCCUGUCCUCCUCCUUGCUGAAAUCGGAAUCCUCCCUGCCGAAGUCCGCCAGUGCCUCGCUGGACGAUGGGGAAGUGAAGAAGAUCAUGGACGAGUGCAAGCGGCUUCAGCUGGAGGUGCAGAGGCUCCGUGAGGAGAACCGACAGUUCCGGGACGACGACGGGCUGAGAAGGAGGAAGAAUGUGGCUGCCUCUGCCCCCAUGUCUGCCCCGGGGUCGGGCACUGCUCUGAGGGAGGAAGGGCUCACCACCCGUGUGCUGGCGUUCUGUGUUCUCUUCUUUGUCAUCGGCGUCAUCAUCGGCAAACUGGCCUUGUAGGCAGCAGGGCCGUGGGGCCUGAAGGCAGCAGCAUGCUUUAGGAUGGAACAGACAGAAUGGGACGGGCCGAGGGGGGGAGUGCCCUGUCACGGCUUUCAUCCAUUAGAUCAAUUAUUUAAGAUAACAAUUUGGAGAGGUAAUCAGUUAUAUAAUGAAAAAAGAAGACCCAAGUCACAGAUCUUGCCUUUUAAUCAUAGUGUACCCCCCCACCCUUUCACCUAGAUACUCUUUUAAAAACCCCUCCCUGCAUCUCUCCAUUUCACCAUCCCUCUCUUUUUCCUACCUCCCUCUUUAUCCCCUGUUCCUUUUUUGCACAAUUAUGUUUAUUUGGGGGGAGCGGGGCUGGGGGUUUUGGGUGGUAAGUUUGUGUUAAUAGACCUUUUUUUUUUUUUUUUUUUUUUUUUUUUUAAAGAUGACUGAGGUUGCCCUUUUACAUCCUGGUUGAAAAAGGUGUUGUGUGUAAUUGUUCCUGAGGUGUUUGAUAGGAGGGCAGGAGAAUGGAAUGCUGGGGGAAGGCUAGCGUAUGUGUCAUCCUGUGGUUGUGAUGGUUGUAAAAAGUUGAGUUGGCGGACUCCUUGUGUGAAUGAAAUGUCACUUCCUCUGUAAACACUGCACUGCACUUGUUCCGUUUGUAUUAGUUAACGGCCAUGUUUCAGUAAUGAGAGAUGGCCAUUGUUUUUUUUUGUUCCUCACGUUUUUUGGUGUGUGAGUGAUUUCCUGUAGACUCCUGUGCUGACACAACAGUGUAGGGCUGCACAGGAACCCUGUUCUAGCCGAGGGGCAAAGAUUCUAUGACAAAUCACACUUAGGUUUCACCAUUUUCACUGCAAUAUACUUUAUGGCAAACAACUGCCCCCUGAGGCUGCCCCAUGUCUCCAGAGGUGGUGCACCUCAUAUACACGAAACAAAUACACACACAUACACACACACACACACACACAAACACAAGAAAGAGAGCAAUGACUUGGGUGCCGUCCAUUCAAAGUGCUCCUCCUACUUGGUUUUAUAACAUCUACACUUGUUGCUUCUGCAUCUCAUGUGUACUGUAAUUAUUAGGCUAUUGUCAUUGUUUCCUCUUUUUUUGUAUUCAUAUUAGCCAUAACUGUAAUCAUGAGCUUUGUAAAGAGCUGUAUGCUAAUGGACUUCUCACUGUUUCUGGGGGCAUGGAAACAUUUGGGGGGCUUCCCUUGUGUUUAAAAACGACAUUAAAUACUGUCUAUUCCAAAGGGACCAUCUAAUCACUA